ACCAGGCCAGUCCAUUACGCACACAAAAGACACAACAAAAGCCAGUGUAGGGGGAACCAAAAUGAAACCCGUCAGCACCCAAAGGACACCACCAUAAGUUCCCAUCUGGCAGCAGCACCCAUGGACCAGAGCCUGGGAGGAGGAGGACGAGCAUUCAUUUCAACUUAAAGAAAACACACAAAAACAACAUCUCUUGUGUCUUUCUUCAGUUUUUUUUUUUUUUUUUUUUUCCACCAAAGCUGCUGCGUCCCUGCUGUGAUGAUCCAGGUGGUUUGAUUUUCUCCCGUGGUGUCUGUGUGGAGCCUGCCACACACCCACUCCACAACAACGACGGCUUUUGCCUGCAUCUUCCAGUGCUUCUUCUGUCAGCAAGUCCAGCAGAGCUGCAACUCUUCCAGUGCCAGCCCGGACACCAGCGAGGAGCCCUGCCCCACUGACAUGGUGAAGAUGACCAAGUCAAAGACCUUCCAGGCUUACCUGCCCAACUGCCACCGCACCUACAGCUGCAUCCACUGCCGGGCACACCUGGCCAACCACGACGAGCUCAUCUCAAAGUCAUUUCAAGGCAGUCAAGGAAGAGCCUAUCUGUUUAAUUCAGUGGUGAAUGUCGGCUGCGGGCCAGCCGAGGAGCGGGUUCUCCUCACAGGUUUACAUGCUGUGGCGGAUAUCUACUGUGAAAACUGUAAAACCACGCUGGGCUGGAAAUAUGAACACGCGUUUGAAAGCAGUCAAAAGUACAAAGAAGGAAAGUUCAUCAUCGAGCUGGCUCACAUGAUCAAGGACAAUGGAUGGGAGUGACGCUCAACUUUUUCGUUUUCUGACCUUGGAAUGCUCUUUAUUGAACUGCGUGGAGCGACGAUCAUCGGCCACCCCACCUCCCAAAUCCACCAACCCUCCACCCUCUCGCCUCCUUCACGUGCACACCCCACCCAUCGUGAAACCGAACAGAACAAAUGACAUUAAAGAAGAAAAAGCAUAAAAAAAACGACGAGGAAGCGGAGUAACUGUUGAAAAUUCACGUCACAGGAGUCCUGUCGUUACUUUAAAGAUUAUGUGUUCUCCUUCGCAGCGCCGGAGCUUUUUGGGUUUGACCCCCCCCCCCGCUCACUCUCACCCCCCACCGAAACCACGCUAGCAAGUGAUUGUGGUGUCACGGCGACCACUAUGCGAAAAAGGAGAAAGACUUCACCGAUGGGGACAUGGUUUUCUUUAUUUCGCCCACCCAGCGAGACGGAUGAUGAAUAUUAUGAUUUUUAAUGUUAUUUGCUUUAGUUUUAACUUCUGGGUUUGGUAAGGUUUUGGUUUGAUGGCAGAUGGAUGUUACUGGUUAGCAUUUUAUUUCCCUGUCAAAUCUGUUUAUGUUCUCUUCUUGUUGUUGUUGAUGUUGUUGUAUCUCUGCCUAUAGCUGAGCAUGCUUUUCUUUGCUAAUGUCCAAAUGAGCAAUCAGGGACGAGUGAGGAGCGGAGGGGAAAGGGAGUUUAUCGUAGUUACAAAUAUGUAGCAGCAUCUUGCUUUUUAAAAACAAAAAAAAGUGGCAAAGGAUGGGAUUGCGUUAGUGUAGGAUUUUAUUUCAGAAUUUUCUUCUGUUUUUUUAUCUUUUUUUCUUCUUCUUUCUUGUGAAUCUUCUUAAUUUCCCCCCAUUGUGGUACUUUUUCAGCACCCAAAAAGCAUUGAAAGCAGCACCUAUUUGUUGGACAUAAAUGGAUAUAUAAACAUAUAUAUAUAAUUACUAUAUAGAUAUAUAAAUACAUGUAGUGUUUGGCUAAGUGCGAUAGUGGCUGGUCCCAUUUUGCAGCAAGAGAAGAAGACCUGAAAAGGAGCAGAAAUAGUUUCUAGACUGGAGAACCCGACAUCAGUGGCCACGUGUCAUAAAGCAUUAAGGCAGACUGUAUUAUUCCAUCGUCUAGUAACGAAACAAGAGACACAACUACAUAUGAGUAUAUAUAUAAACACGCAUACUACGAUGACAUAUCCAUAAAAUACUAUGAAAAUGUUCGUAGUAUGUAGAUAAUGGAACAUGGAUUCUGAAUAUAUAUUUGCUGUCAUGCACAUAUGUAUAUAUGCAUAUGACUGUGUGUAUAUAUGCAUUGUGUGUGUGUGUGUGUGCGUGUGUGUGUGUGGUCACCCAUUACACAGUGACUAUACUUGAACGAUGCUACUUCGUUUGCACUUUGCAGAGGCCUUUGGUUCAUCUCAGUUUAGAGGCAAAAAGUUUGGUCGCGCUUGUCUGUUUAUUUUUUAUAUUUUUUAAUUGCCUUCUCACAGAUAAACGACAGAUUGUUGGAGACGGAAAGAAAGUUUGACCUGGACGGUUUGAGCGUCUCCGUUUACGACUGUAGUCAGAUGCUUCUGGAUGAUUCGGUUUUAUUUAAAUUAUAUCGACAAACUCUGCUUUUCCUUUCAGUUUUUUGCUUGAGAAAAGUGUAGUUUUUCGAUAAUUCUUUGCUGCUACCGUAGAAAUCUCCGCCAUUUCCUUCCCUCUCUCGUAGGUCUUUUGCACUUUACGCGCUUACCCGUCUCUCUCUCUCUCUCUCUCUCUCUCUUAGAGCGUAUGAAUCGUCUCUUUGUUAUUUGCCUCUAAGCCGUAUGAAUCUUGUGCCUCUUCAAAAACAUGAACAGCCUCCCCUCUUAUUUUCUGUUGUGCAGUGCAUAACUCCGGGAAAAGAAAAACCUAUGUGUGAACCGAUGUGUCUUCCCCCCCCCACCCCUCUUUCUGGUUCAAAGUGGCCCUCAAAAAUAACGUUCUUCACCAAAAUCCUCAUAGAGCUCUUCCCUUUUUUCUUUUGUUUCCUGGGACAACAGAGACUUGGUAUACAUACACGCUUAUAUUUUCUACAUUAAGAUUUAGAGGUGCAAAAUCAGAUUGAUAUUCAGUAUAUUAUUUCUCAGAGUAAAGCAUAGAGGAGGAGGUUUGGAACGUGGGGACGCCCGAGGCUUGAAAAAAAAAAAAA
Messenger RNA from Anoplopoma fimbria (sablefish), 2951 nucleotides. RefSeq names its product protein yippee-like 1. Bases 439 to 798 code for a protein of 119 amino acids. Lineage: Eukaryota; Metazoa; Chordata; Actinopteri; Perciformes; Anoplopomatidae. The record is from RefSeq and is a predicted model, not a curated record. The transcript is spliced from 5 exons.